GUUCAUAGCUGCUCCUGAUUUCUUGGCGAAAUUUGGUGCUCAUUGGAAGCUUGCCUUAGACUAUUGAAGAUCAGUUUACCUAUGCAAGAUUUACUCGUCUGACUUAUGCGAGUUUUUAUUUUUCUUAUGAAAUGCAAUAUAUUGCAAUUAAAAUAUUUUCCAAUUUAAACUAUUCAAAUUGUAUUUUCACGUUUAUACCGGAAGAAAACGUCAUUGAUAAGUGAAGAUUCUCACGGACUACCGACGGCCAUAUCCUGCAAUAAUGUCAACCGGCAAACGGUUAGCAAAACGUUCCAUUUUAGGUACACGAGUUGCGUGUUGCUUGCCUGAUGGGAAAUUCUACCCGGCUGUGAUAGUCGACGUUCGUUCUCGUUCUCCAGAAGACUUACGUUCGUCCGUUUACAAAGUGCGCGUUGAAGGCGAACGCAAAAUACACGAAGUGAGUGAGAGUGAGUUGGUUGGUAGUGGAUUCUCGCCGGUUAGUGCCAUAAAGUUGCGCUCGGGCCAAAAGGUUUACGUUACGCAUAACAACAGAGAAGUCAGUGCAUCUGUUGUCAGCCAUACCCCUGAGACUGAUGAGGUCAUCCUAAUGCUCGCCGGCACUGAGACGCCCCCCAGUCCCCCCGAGGAGGUGCACAAGAGGCUGGAGGAGGUCCGCCUCCUCGAGUCCCGCAAGUCGGCCCGUCUCGCGGACAGCGACACGGACUUCGCGAAGCUCGCGGACGUCGCGACGGACAGAAAACGUCCGCCGGGUGGCCCGUCCUCGGGCCGAUCGUCGCCCGCGACGGGCCACCAGCCCGCCAACGUCGGCACGUCGUCCAACAUUGACGUGCCAGGGUCGUCCCCUAUCCCCAUGGGGUCCCGCAAGCGCCGCAGUUCGCGCUGUGGUGAGGAGGACACGAUGGAUGAGUGCGCCGCGGCUCUCGUACUCAUGAAGCUCUCCUGCUCCCCGCGCUCUGCCUUACUCAGCGAGGCUCUGGUGACGUACGACGUGGCUGGCAACGCUUCGUCCACAUCAUCGUCAGGCGUGUGGUCCUGGGCACCACACCACAACUCACCAUACUCACCACACCACAACUCACCACUCUCACCACACCACAAUGUGGGGAGGUCUGCCACCCCCUCACCCCCCCUCUCUGACCCCUCACCCGCCCCCACCGACGACGGCAUCGAACUCGACGACUCGUCGGGACACGAAGACGAGUCGGCACCCAGGAAACGUAGGGGGAGUGGCACCUGGGCUGGGGGAGUGGCACCUGGGCUGGGGGAGUGGCACCUGGGCUGGGGGAGUGGCACCUGGGCUGGGGGAGUGUCACCUGGGCUGGGGGAGUGUCACCUGGGCUGGGGGAGUGUCACCUGGGCUGGGGGAGCGUCAGCUGGGCCAAUUGAUAGACAGAGGGAGUGCCGGCUGCUGGACAGGUGGGUAGAGGAAGUGCCAACUGAGUAUGGAAAGUGCCACCUGGACAGUCAGAGUGCCGGCAGUCAGUCUAGGGAAGUGCCACAUGGCAGGGCCACCUGGCAGAGCAGGAGCCAUCUGGACAGGGCUAGUGCCAGCUGCUGGAACGUUGGGGGUAUUUAG
Messenger RNA from Hyalella azteca, 1579 nucleotides. Its product is annotated as zinc finger protein 395-like. Gene Ontology annotation, biological process: regulation of transcription by RNA polymerase II. The transcript is spliced from 4 exons. The record is from RefSeq and is a predicted model, not a curated record. Lineage: Eukaryota; Metazoa; Arthropoda; Malacostraca; Amphipoda; Hyalellidae. Gene Ontology annotation, cellular component: nucleus. Bases 263 to 1579 code for a protein of 438 amino acids. Gene Ontology annotation, molecular function: DNA-binding transcription factor activity; RNA polymerase II cis-regulatory region sequence-specific DNA binding.